CCUCACCGUCUUCUCUCCCCAACCCCGGCAUCUUUAGUGUGGGCACCCGGCUGUGACAGGUCCUGUACUGUGUCCGCAGUCUCUGGUCAUCUCCUGUACUGUGUCCGCAGUCUCUGGUCAUCUCCUGCACUAUGUCUGCAGUCUCUGGUCAUCUCCUGUACUGUGUCCGCAGUCUCUGGUCAUCCCCUGUACUGUCCGCAGUCUCUGGUCAUCUCCUGUACUGUGUCCGCAGUCUCUGGUCAUCUCCUGUACUAUGUCCGCAGUCUCUGGUCAUCUCCUGUACUAUGUCCGCAGUCUCUGGUCAUCUCCUGCACUAUGUCUGCAGUCUCUGGUCAUCUCCUGUACUGUGUCCGCAGUCUCUGGUCAUCUCCUGCACUAUGUCUGCAG
Staurois parvus is the source of this 387-nucleotide messenger RNA. The record is from the annotation of a GenBank genome assembly. NCBI's taxonomy places the organism in Eukaryota, Metazoa, Chordata, Amphibia, Anura, Ranidae.